Messenger RNA from Mustela erminea (ermine), 5556 nucleotides. It is a transcript of the gene PLEKHM1, whose product is annotated as pleckstrin homology and RUN domain containing M1. The record is from RefSeq and is a predicted model, not a curated record. Bases 296 to 3163 code for a protein of 955 amino acids. The transcript is spliced from 11 exons. NCBI's taxonomy places the organism in Eukaryota, Metazoa, Chordata, Mammalia, Carnivora, Mustelidae.
CCGCGAGAGUCGUUUCCUGUUGUCAGUGGCGGAGAGGCCGCUGCGUCGGGUCGGAAGCUGAGAGGCUGCUGCGGCCAGGAGUGCUCCUCGCCACCUCCCCGCUCCCUCUGCCAGGUGCAGGAUCGGAUUCAGGCUGUAGAGACCGAGGCUGUCACGGAUGGCGGGGAAGUCUCCAAGAAGAGGAGGUUGCUGUUUACUGGUGAAUGGAGUAUUUCGAAAGCGGUGAAGCCAGGUCAUCCAUUUCUUCUUUUAAUGUGUCAUGUGAUUCUCCGAGGGAGCUGCUGUGUGAGUGGAAAUGCUCUCAGUGGUGGAGAAUGGACUGGAUCCCCGGGCUGCCAUCCCGGUGAUCAAGAAGAAGCUGGUGGGAUCGGUGAAGGCGCUGCAGAAGCAGUAUGUGUCCUCAGACACGGCAGUCACUAGCGAAGAUGGAGAUGCCAAUGCCAUGUGCAGCGCCCUGGAGGCCGUAUUUAUCCACGGCCUACACGCCAAGCACAUCCGAGUUGAGGCCGGAGGGAAAAGGAAGAAAAGCGCCCACCAGAAGCCUCUUCCUCAGCCCGUGUUCUGGCCCCUCCUGAAAGCUGUCACUCACAAACACAUCAUCUCGGAGCUGGAGCACCUGAUCUUUGUGAGCACAGACGUGGGCCGCUGCCGGGCCUGGCUGCGACUGGCCCUCAAUGACGGCCUGAUGGAGUGCUACCUGAAGCUGCUCCUCCAGGAGCCGGCCCACCUGUGCGAGUACUACCAGCCCACAGCGCUGCUUCGAGACGCUGAGGAGGGGGAGUUCCUCCUCAGCUUCCUGCAGGGACUGACAUCCUUGUCCUUCGAGCUCUCCUACAAGUCUGCCAUCCUAAACGAGUGGACGCUUACCCCGCUGGCUCUCUCUGGGCUUUGUCCGCUCUCUGAUCUUGACCCCCUCGCUACCUCUGGGACAGAACUACAGCGGAAAGAGUCUCUGGAUUCAAUUUCCCAUUCCUCAGGCUCGGAGGACAUCGAAGUCCAGCACUCAGGACACAAGAUCCGACGGAACAGGAAGCUCACAGCCUCCUCUCUCAGCCUGGACACGGCCAGUUCAUCCCAGCUGUCUUGCAGCCUAAACUCUGAUAGCUGCCUACUCCAAGAGAACGGCUCCAAGAGUCCAGAACAUACUGAGGAGCCUAUGUCCUACGACUCAGACGUGGGGACAGCAAAUGCUGAGGAUUCAGACCUGUCUCUUCAAGAGGUGCUGUCGGAAUUCAGCAAAGCCCAGGUGAACUCUGUGCCAACCAACGGACUGGGCGGACUCGGUGGAGAAGCAGAGAUUCCCACUGGGCGGGCCUCACUCUCCCUCCCUGGCCCGGAGGCCAGCAUCCCGUCUGAUGGGCCCGCAGAGCCCCUCCCGGCGCAGGCGUCCCCUGUGGCUUCCGAUGGGCAUCACAAGCAGCAGCCCCCUGCCUGCGCCUCUGGCGCCCUGGGCCUGCCGCUGUUGGGCACUGCCCAAGCUGUCCCUCUGGGAAGUGCUUUGGGCCAGCAGCCUGGCAGUCCCAUGAGAGUGCCGGCCCAAGCGCUGGCCCAGGGGAGUGGCCAGCAGAAGCCCCCAGAGGAUGACGGAGCUGCGUGGAGCCUUGGGGUGUCCUCACCCACCAGUCCGAAAAGCAAGAGCUGGAUCUCCGAGGAUGACUUCUACCGGCCUCCCCAGGAGCCGCCCCCAGAGAGCCCCUCAGAACGUUCUGUGGCUUCCUCUGGAGGGACGCCAGAGUCAAGGCCCAGUCUCCUCCGGCAUUUUUCUCAAGGACCAAGAAAAAGCUUCUCCACGGGGGCCUUAGACAAAGCAUGCGUGCCUUCCCCGGGCAGCAGGAAGAGCAGGACAGCCGUGGCACAGGAGCAUAAGAACUUCCGGGUGGUGCACCGCCGGCAGAUGGGACUGUCCAACCCGUUCCGGGGUCUCAUGAAGCUGGGCACCGUGGAGCGGCGGGGGGCCAUGGGCAUUUGGAAGGAGCUCUUCUGCGAGCUCUCCCCUCUGGAGUUCCGCCUCUACCUGAACACCGAGGAGCGCGUCUGCGUGGAGACAUGCUCGCUGCUGCGCUGCGAGUCUGUGGGGCCGGCGCACAGCGAUGGCCGAUUCGAGCUGGUCUUCUCCGGCAGGAAGCUGGCCCUGCGGGCAUCCUCCCAGGAUGAGGCCGAGGACUGGCUGGACCGUGUGCGGGAGGCCCUGCAGAAGUGCCGGCCACAGCAGGAGGAUGAGUGGGUGAAUAUCCAGUACCCCGAGCCGCCUGAGGACCCCCCGGAUGCCCCCCAGGGCGGCCUCCCCUCCCACCCAGACCUGCUCCCUGAGCCUGAAACCCUCCAGGCCACACAGUUCUGUUGGUCCUCUGCCCAAGAUCCCGAGCCAGACGCUAUCAAAGAAUCCCUUCUAUACCUGUACACGGACAGGACCUGGAUGCCCUAUAUUUUUUCCCUCUCCUUGGAGUCUCUGAAAUGCUUCCGAGUGAGAAACAACGAGAAGAUGUUAAGUGACAGCCAUGGAAUUGAGACCAUCCGAGACAUCCUGCCAGACACGAGCCUUGGGGGCCCCUCCUUCUUCAAAAUCAUCACGGCCAAGGCCGUCCUGAAGCUGCAGGCCAGGAGCGCCGAGGAGGCCGCCCUGUGGAGGGAUCUGGUGCGCAAGGUCCUGGCGUCCUACCUGGAGACGGCGGAGGAGGCCGUGACCCUGGGCGGGAGUCUGGACGAAAACUGUCAGGAGGUGCUGAAGUUCGCCACGCGGGAAAACGGCUUCCUCCUGCAGUACCUCGUGGCCAUCCCCACGGAGAAAGGCCUGGACUCCCAGGGCUGCUUCUGUGCAGGCUGCUCCCGACAGAUUGGCUUCUCAUUCGUACGACCCAAGCUUUGUGCCUUCUCUGGCCUCUAUUACUGUGACAUCUGCCACCAAGACGAUGCCUCGGUGAUUCCGGCCAGGAUCAUCCACAACUGGGACCUCACCAAGCGCCCGAUCUGCCGGCAGGCCCUGCGGUUCCUGAUGCAGAUCCGGGCCCAGCCCCUCAUCAACCUGCAGCUGGUGAACGCCUCGCUGUACGAGCACGUGGAGCAGAUGCGCCUCGUCCGGAGCUGCCGGGAGCAGCUGAAGCUGCUGGGGGAUUACCUGGGCCUAUGCCGAAGCGGGGCCCUGAAGGAGCUAAGCAAGAGGUAAGCGGCCUGGACACACACCGGCCCGCCAAUACACACAACACACACUCAACCGCAGCCGGCGCCCGCGCCUCUCGGGAGGGAGGCCAGGGCUGGGCAGAAACCAGCUUCCCACUAGGUUGGGGAAACAACCACAUGCUUUGAGAGCGGCUUUUAUUUGUUCGUGUAUUCGUUUCAUUCAACAAAUAUUUACUGAGAACAUUCUGAGAGCCCAGGUUUGCGGGCAGGUUAAGAGGAUUGGAGGAGGGCAGAGCGGGGAAGACUUCCGGGAGGAAUUGACAAACAAGGUGAGGCUGAAUGAUGAAUGAGUAGGAGUUUAGCAAGGAGAAGAGACUCAGGAGAGAGUGAUCCAGACGGCACGGGGACUGUGCACAGGCCAUGAACGAAGUCCCCCUUGAUAAAAAGAGCAGAGAGAACUUGGGUGGGAGGUGCCAGGAGGGAAGGGGGAAGUGUGAGGAGGCUGGGAGGCAAGGGCCAUGUUGCCCUGGCCUCUCCCUCCCCAGUCCCUCCCGCCCCGCCCCCAGCCUGCUUUGCUGCUGUGCAGCACAGCAUCCCUCCCAAAAUCUUCAGAAGAGGGCAAGAUUAGGGUGAGACCCUCAGGGUGCCCUUUGAGAAGCUUCUUAGCCCCUGGAGCCUGGGGGCCUCCUCAGGGUCGGAGGGGAUGCUGUGCUGCAGCAUGGACUUAGGGUCUGUCUGGGUCCCUCAUAAACACCUCCUGGCACAGUCUGCAGCCUCGGGGCUGGGCUCUCCUCAGGCCCUCAGGAGGGCAGACCCCAGGUGGAGGAGCAGGUGCCUUCUGUCCAGUGGGGCUUCAUGGCUGGGUGUUUGGGGACUUGGAGCAGCUCAGCAGCUCCUCCACAUUCACCCCUGCCCCCAGUUGCUCCUCCACACAGGGCUGGCACAGAGGCCAGCCCUCUGCUCAGCUGCAGUUCUAGGCUCCUGGCUCGUGCUCCCCGGGCCGUGGCUGCGUGGGGCCUGGGCAGUGCCCAAUACAGGCCCCCCAGGACCCUCAGGAGGGGGCUGCAGGGAGCUCUCUCAGACAUGGGGGAGAGGCAGGCUCCCAGAGCAGCCAGCUGGUCCCUAGUUGGGCGGCCACCAUGAGGGACCCUAGCAGGCUGCUUCCUGGGGAGGUCUUGCCUGCAAUGGCCAAUCACUAGGCCCCUGGGUCUCCCCUCACUGCCCUCCUUUCUGAGAUUCUAGGACUCGGGGCUCCAGAGAGUCUCCCUCCAGCCCUCCUGACCAGGGUGGUGAGAUCUCGUUGUCGUCACUCUCCAGUCAGAGGGAUCGCCUGCGGACCUGAGCUGACUCGGUGCCUGCAGGGUGGGUCCUGGGUGCUGGCCUCACUUCCCUGGCCCUGGCCUGCUCCGAUCAGUCGGUCUUUGACCUUGCUGACCUGUCCGGGCUGACCUUUGGGGCAACCCUGCCUCUUUCUCCCUGAUCCUGCCAUUCCCAUCCUUGGGUAGCUGCACUGGAAACCUGCUAUGCAGCCUACCAGCCUUUGAGAGAGCAAGGCGAGGCCAGGAGACAUCGCAUUUUGAAAGCAUCAUGGGGCAAGUGGAAAAGCUCGGGAGCAGCCUCUGCCCAGCCUCAGACUUGCUGUGUGACUCAGAGAGGUCGGUUCACUUGUCUGAGCCUCAGCUUUCUUGUCUACCAAAUGGGCCAGUCAUCUCUGUGCUCAUGCAGCCUUCCAGAGUUGUGGUGAGGGCCCCAUGAGGGGCUCAGAGUCUGGAGAAAGACACGAUGGCCCUGGGUCAGCAUGAUUUGUGCAUGAGGAAAAGCACCCAACCCAGCUUUGUCAGGGCCGGAGGGCCAAGAAAGCUCCUAGAGGAGAUGGUGUCUGAGCAGAGGGUUUGCAGCAUUUUCUUAUCUUCUUUAGAAGGAAAAAAAAAAAAAAAAGUGUUUCUUUUUUAUAGAGAUAAUCAGUAUUCAGACAGCAUAAAAGAAUCAGGCAGAAAGUUCCGAUCACCCCUCCCCGCCACUAUCAGUACUGUUAGAACUUGCUUCUAAAAUUCUGUCCUUACCCAUGCACAUAGUGAACUGGGAUUUUGCAAAAGAACGAGGAGAAGGAAGAAGGGAGGGCCCAGCUUUCCUGGCUCAAGGGGACCCGUCCUGUGGAAGGGGACGGGAGUGUGGUUCACCAGGACCCUUGAGGGGUUCCAUGCAGCUGGAUCGUGAGGGUGGACGCCAGACCUCAAAGGUCCUAAGUGCCACACUAAAGGGGUUUAUCCUGCCAGCAGCAGGGAGCGCUUUGCAAGGUUUUGAGCCCGGGACUCAACAUUCUCCAGGGUUUAAAAAAGACUAAUUUGGGGGUGCCCUCCUGGCUUAGUCAGUAGAGCUUUGCAACUCUUGAACUUGGUGUUGUGAGUUUGAGUCCCACAUUGUGUAUAGAGAUUACUU